AUUGUUUCGUUUAACCUAUUUGGUUUUCCGUUUUCUAUCUCCAUCCUUAUCUGUUUCUACAGUAUCAUGACCGGCGAAGCCUUACCUAUUUCGGCAGCCUUUCUCCGCUCACCGGAUCCGAACCUGUCCAGUUAGAUUUCUUUGGGCUACACACUCACAGACGUUAUAAACCAUGUUUUCAUGGGGUGACGUAAAAAAGUUCUGCUGGAAGUAUAGGAUCAAAUAUGCUAGUAUACGUUAAAAUGGUGUGGAGUGGCGUGGUUUUGAAACACUGAGCGACUGCAAAUACAGUUACCGCUGGCGCUGGGGGUUUCAGUUUAUCCCUUUCAACCCCAACAGGCAACCUUCACAGAUUUGGCUGAUUUCCGAAGAUCUAGAAAGAAGAAAAAAAAUGUUGAAGUUCCUCUCAAAGGUAAAAAUUGAAUUCAACGCACUAGACCCACGCGUAGCCUCAUGUAUGGAGUUCUUAGCUCAAUGCAAUGCCCGCAAGGCCAAAGAAUCCAACCCUGCUUGCCAGGUUCUUGUCAAGCGCCGCACCGACGAUUUCCCACCACAGAUCACUGUUACUUUCGUCAAUGGCGUCGAGGAAGCUUUCGAUGCCACUUCUACUCCUGCACAGGCCAUUAGGACUAUGAUUUUGGAAAAGGGUCAGCUUCUUGAGACCGAGCAAAUGUUUCGUGAGGCUGGAGAGAAGUGGCCUGUUAUUAUCCCUGAAGAAGAGCUCCACCAGUUUGCUCCCGGUACUAAGCCAAGGAAGGCAGAAGAGAAGAAGCAAUAAUUGUAUGUUGUCUGUUCUACUUGCUGCAUGGGAAACUCUGGAUGACCAUAAGCUCUGCCGGAGCAAAGACAACUUAAUUUUUUGCGAGUUAUACCCCCUUUGUAGGCCAUGAUUUGAACCAUGCUAGUGCUGCUAGCAACAUAAGUUUUAAUUCUCCAUGGAAGUGUUUCGUAUGUCUUGAUUUUGAAACAAUAUUGCUUCUUUGUUGAUGCGUACUUGUGCUUUGAUACUGUUGCUGGAUAAAAUGCAGCCUGCUGUUCUUUAUUA
Molecule: messenger RNA, 1045 nt
Organism: Populus trichocarpa (black cottonwood)
Lineage: Eukaryota; Viridiplantae; Streptophyta; Magnoliopsida; Malpighiales; Salicaceae
Exons: 3
Coding region: 392-778 (128 amino acids)
Cellular component (GO): mitochondrial large ribosomal subunit
Source: RefSeq, a predicted model, not a curated record